Molecule: messenger RNA, 177 nt
Organism: Racocetra fulgida
Lineage: Eukaryota; Fungi; Glomeromycota; Glomeromycetes; Diversisporales; Gigasporaceae
Source: the annotation of a GenBank genome assembly
UUAGACAACAGUUUAAUAAGGGAAGAACUAAAUUAUGAUAUUGAAGAACUUACUCGAACAGUUAAUGAUGGACUUCCUCAGUUAAAUGCAGAUCAGCGAGCUAUUUUUGAUGACGUUGUAAAAGCGGUUGAAACUCAUACUUUAACUAUUAUUUUUGUUGAUGGUCCAGAUGGAUAG